AUGGCCUCGACUAGCCCGUCGCUCUUUACGCUGCGGCCCUGGCCGAGAGGCGACAAGAAGCCCAAGAAGCUUGGUGAGUUCAUCGCGCGCGUCAAUGCCGAGCGUGGAGGCUUCCGCAAUGUCACCGAGAUGGAGCUGCGCGAGGAAUUGCACGCCGCAGAGGAUGGCCGCAACCAGAGCGCCGCGAGCAGCCCGGAUAGUGAUUCUGACAUGGACGUCGACUCGGACGGCGCAAAGUCCAAGACGACCCUCGAAGCCCGCGAGGAGUUCUUGCGCAACAUCGAGUUUGCCCAUCAAUCUGCCAUGCUGAGCCUGGAUUUUGUCUCGCUUCUGCUCUCCAAAGAGACGCCCAAUCAAGCCAACACCACGCUUUCUCCCGCCUUGCGCGACCUCGUGGGCUUCGGCGUUUUGGGUGCAUCACGACUUCAGGACUCCAACAUCACGCCAGCACGUACCCAGGACGACCUUGCAGUGGCCACGGGCUGGAGGUUGAUUGGUACCAACAAGAUGGUCGACUCUGUUCUCGAGGCUGCGGAGCGAUUGGAGAAGGAGAUCAGCCUGGAGACCAAGUACUGGGCAGAUGUGCUUGCAGUCAGUGACAAUGGAUGGACUGUCACCUCACUGCCUUACGACCCCCACACCUUGGGAGUCCGCUACGGCUUCGCAGAGUCGGCACCCGAGUACAGAAACAGCAGCAUUGCUCCUCUGCGAAGGAAUGACGACGGGACUGUCAGACUAGAGCGUGGUGUUUCCGGUGGAUCAUCCAAGAGAGUUCGGGCUGUUGUCAUCAAGAAUGGCCAGGUGACGGGCAAAUCGCGGUUGCCCGGCCAGGUCGAUGAGAAAGCUCCCCUCCAAGAUCGCGUCUUGGAGGCGCGCAACACCAUAUUCUCUCAGGAGCUGUGGUACGAGAUCAACAAAGAAGCACGAACCCUUCUCUCCCUCAAGGUUCAAUCUAUCGACGACCAAAUAAUCUACGAGGCAGACCCGGAGACAAAAGUCAUCCUCACACUGGAAGACCUGGAUGCACCCGAUGCCGGCGGCGAUCUUCCAGACAAUCAAUUCGCAAACACCGUCGUCCUUGGCCUCCACUUCCUUCUGUUGUUCAGCCAUCGCUUGAGCUACUUCAAGCGCACUCAGUCAACACAAACAACCACUGGCCGCGAAGCACCACCUCUCAGCAUCCUACGCCCCCUCAUCUCCCGGCUGACAUACGACAAUGCAUGCACCAAACUCACCUACUUUUUGACAAAGCUCAAGACGAUUCUUCAAAAUGCCGGGUUUUCAACCGCAGACUUUACCCAGACUAUGAUUCCUCCCGGCCCACAACUCCCACCACAACAAAUUGCCCAAUUAGCUCUGCAGCAGAUCUGGCGAGCGUCACCCUCCGAGGCACUGAUCAUCAACCUCGCCCAAUUACUCGAACUUACCGCGGAACUCACGUUCACCCCACAAGCCCGAAUUGGCCUCCGCGGCAGAAGCUUCGUUACACCAAUGGCCUCGACACAAUUCAUGGUCUUUCUCCCCGGAGCAUCCAACAACAAUCCAGCAGCUCAAGGCCAAAACCCUGCCCCAGCGCAGACAAAGUCAAAUGAGCUCGAGGAAUUGUACCCACCAUAUUCUCAAGACGCAUAUCCAAAUGUCGACGAGGCAAUCUACUACAUUCGCCAAGCGUCCGUUCGUGUCAUUGUCGACUGGGUCGCCAGCCUCGCUGCAGAGAAACUGGGCCGUGACGACCUGGACUGGUCCGAGACUACAUCCGGUGCCGUGAUUAGGGCUCUUGGCAAGAAUGAAGUCAGACUCGAUAUUACAGAUUCCCCAGAUCUGGCCUUGAGGUUGCAAAUGCGGUGGGUUGAGAACAGGGACGUGAAGCAGCGCAAUGUUACUUGGGCAGCUGGACAAGAGAGCAAGGAGACACUAGAGCAAUUGGUGGUGGACUUUUUUAGGCAAUAG
Molecule: messenger RNA, 1950 nt
Organism: Pestalotiopsis fici W106-1
Lineage: Eukaryota; Fungi; Ascomycota; Sordariomycetes; Amphisphaeriales; Sporocadaceae
Exons: 1
Coding region: 1-1950 (649 amino acids)
Biological process (GO): regulation of transcription by RNA polymerase II
Cellular component (GO): core mediator complex; mediator complex
Molecular function (GO): transcription coregulator activity
Source: RefSeq, a predicted model, not a curated record